UUACAGUGGAAUUGCUGUACUUUGGCUGAUUAUAGAAAAGACGAAAACCGUUUGAAUUAUUGAGUUGGAUGAUUGGCCAAUUUGAGAAAAGAUGACAAGUAGAAGCGGAGGUUCAGGAAGAGUAAAGAACAAGGCUCCUGCACCGGUACAGAUAACUGCUGAACAGUUACUAAGAGAGGCAUGGGAAAGAAGAGAACCCGAAAAGUCCAAGGCUCCGAAACAAAGAAUACAGGAUGAAAACGAACUCUUGGAGAUUAGACAAAGAAGGCGAAAAGAAUUUGAAGACAAGUUACGCAUGAACCGCACUCAUAUUCCAACGUGGAUAAAAUAUGCUAAAUGGGAAGAAGCUCAACUGGAAUUCGGUAGAGCAAGAUCUAUCUACGAAAGAGCUUUAGAUAUCGACUACAGAAACCCACACUUGUGGGUGAGUUACGCAGAAAUGGAAAUGAAACACAAGUUUAUCAAUCACGCUAGAAAUAUUUGGGACCGUGCUGUUGCUUUGUUACCUCGAGUAGCACAGUUAUGGUUCAAAUAUGCUUAUAUGGAAGAGAUGUUGGGAAAUAUUGCUGGUACUAGAGCUAUAUUUGAAAGAUGGAUGAAGUGGGUACCAGAUGAUAAAGCGUGGAAUUCAUAUGUGAGGUUUGAGCUACGUUAUGGACAAGUAGAUAGAGCGCGACAAAUAUUUGAAAGAUUUUUGAUUGCACAUCCAGUUCCCAGAACAUACAUUCGAUAUGCCAGAUUGGAAGAAAGAAAUCAUGAGAGAGAUCUUGCAAGAGCUGUUUUUGAAAGAGGUGUUGAAGAAACAGACACAAGUCAGCCUGAAUAUUUGGAGUUACUUUUGCAGUUUGCAGGAUUUGAAGAACGUUGUGGAGAAGUAGAACGAGCAAGAUUUAUAUAUAAAUUUGCUUUGGAGAAGGCUCCAGAAGACAGGAAAGAACAAGUACACUCCUUGUACAGUUCUUUUGAAAGACAAAGAGGAGGUAAAAUAGCAAUUGAAGAGAGCAUUUUGAAACGGAAGCGAGAAGAGUAUGAGUAUUGGAUUCAAAAAGAUCCCUAUGACUAUGAUGUCUGGUUGGACUAUUGCUUACUUGAAGAGGAGUUCUCAACCGAUCCAGAAACUGUGAGAAGCGUUUUCAGGAGAGCAGUAUCUUAUCGACCACCUCCUCAGAAGAGGUUUUGGAAGCGAUAUAUUUACUUGUGGAUAUAUUUUGCUGUAUGGGAAGAGCUGACUAUGGAAGACUUGGAGAAAGCUGCUCAAGUUUAUCGUGAUGCUCUCAAUUCUAUUCCUAAUAGGCAUCAAGAUUUCACAUUUAAGAAACUUUGGAUUCUUGCUGCAAAACUUUAUGUUCGUCAAAAGGAUAUGGCAUCCGCCAGGAAGCUUUUGGGAACUGCAAUUGGAAUGUUGAAGAGCAAUGAGAAAAUUUUUCGUGAGUAUAUUUCUCUAGAAGUUGCGCUGGGGGAAAUAGAACGUGCGAGGACUUUGUAUCAUAAAUGGAUAGAACAUCAUCCGUACUCUUCAAAGGCUUGGUUAGAAUUUGCCAAUUUGGAAAUUUCAUUGAAUGAAAUAGAGCGUGCACGAGCAGUUUAUGACUUGGCUGUUGAACAAACCGAAUUGGAUGCCCCAGAGUUGGUCUGGAAAGCCUACAUUGAUCUUGAACUUGAAGAAGAAGAAUUGGAUCGUGCCCGUGCUCUGUAUGAGAAGUUGUUGGGAUAUUCUCAACAUGUUAAAGUGUGGCUUUCUUAUGCGAACUUUGAACGAAAUUAUAAUCAUGAAAGAGAUGACUAUGCCCGAGAUAUAUAUCGUAGAGCAGAUCGUGCUUUGGCUAAUGCCAUUUUAGAUUGGACCGCAAAUUCUCGUUCUCAAGGAACCGGUGAACAAGUAGAUCCCCAACUACUGACUGCAAAGGAGGAUAGGGCAACUUUACUUCGAGAAUGGUUAGCUUUCGAACAAGAAAUGUCGUCUAGAGAUACUUCAGCCUUGAGUGAAGUUCAAGAGAAGCAACCACAAAAGGUCAAGCGGCGUAGACCAAUCUUUGACGCAUUUGGUGAAAAUAUUGGUUGGGAAGAAUAUUAUGACUUUAUAUUUCCUGAAGAAACGGAAUCCGGAAAAGCACCAAGUCUCAAAAUUUUACAGAUUGCCCAUCAGUGGAAAAAGCAGAAGAAGGAAGAUUCUUAAGGUUUCUUUGUAUUUUUGAAGUCUAUAGAAGAAAUGAUAGUAUAAAGUG
This is a messenger RNA of Galdieria sulphuraria, 2225 nucleotides long. RefSeq names its product crooked neck protein, putative. Lineage: Eukaryota; Rhodophyta; Bangiophyceae; Galdieriales; Galdieriaceae. The transcript has a single exon. Gene Ontology annotation, molecular function: protein binding. The record is from RefSeq and is a predicted model, not a curated record. Bases 92 to 2176 code for a protein of 694 amino acids. Gene Ontology annotation, cellular component: Prp19 complex; post-mRNA release spliceosomal complex; precatalytic spliceosome. Gene Ontology annotation, biological process: spliceosomal complex assembly; mRNA splicing, via spliceosome.